AUGGGACGCCAUAUCACUGGUGCUUCGAACCCAAUCGUAUUAUACGUAUCCGGAGGCAACACUCAAGUCAUCGCGUACUCGCAGCAAAUAUUCGGCGAGACGCUCGAUAUCGCUGUCGGAAACAUGUUGGACCGAUUUGCUCGAGUCAUCAGCCUCAGCAACGAUCCGAGUCCCCUCGAGUCAUCAGCCUCAGCAACGAUCCGAGUCCCGGAUACAACAUUGAGCAAACGGCAAAACGGUAAAGAGCGCUCUGACCUCCGGCUGGAAGCGGCUUGUUCCGUUGCCGUAUACAACAAAAGGGAUGGACGUCUCCCUUUCGGGAAAGAUGGUGAAUAUUCCGAAAACGAAGACGUUAUCACACCCGCGGAUCUUUGCUUCUCGCUUCAAGAGACCGUUUUUGCCAUGCUCGUUGAAAUCACAGAGCGCGCAAUGGCGCAUGUAGGUUCCAAAGAAGUGUUAAUCGUCGGCGGCGUUGGAUGCAAUGAGCGGCUACAAGAAAUGAUGGGGAUAAUGGCAAAAGAGCGUGGUGGAAGUGUGUUCGCUACGGACGAACGAUUUGUAUCGAUAAUGGUAUUAUGA
Molecule: messenger RNA, 579 nt
Organism: Rhizoctonia solani
Lineage: Eukaryota; Fungi; Basidiomycota; Agaricomycetes; Cantharellales; Ceratobasidiaceae
Product: glycoprotease/Kae1 family metallohydrolase
Exons: 7
Coding region: 1-579 (192 amino acids)
Cellular component (GO): cytoplasm; EKC/KEOPS complex
Source: RefSeq, a predicted model, not a curated record